UGCGGGCUGUUCUCUCAACUUCACAAAAAUCCGAGGACGUUUUCGUAAUUUUCUUAACAUCAGUUUCCUCUGUAAAGACCAGACUCCCAGUUCAGAACAGAGAUCACAGCCUCCCCUCCCAAUCCACCCAUGGCGCACAAUAGCACCUCGAUCGACCCCAAGAGCGGCUUCUGCAAGUUCAGCUCCACAUUCUACAGCAAGCGCAAGCCAAACUACCUACCGCCUGACGAAUUCCUCGACCUCACCACCUUCAUCUCCUCCCGGCCUCACUCCGGCAAGAUCGCCCUUAUCGAUGCCUCCACAGGCCGCCACGUCACCUUUACCGAUCUCUGGCGGGCCGUCGAUUCCGUGGCCACAAGCCUCUCCGAUCUCGGGAUCCGCAAGGGCCAUGUCAUCCUUCUCCUCUCCCCCAACUCCAUCUACUUCCCCAUCGUCUGCCUCUCCGUCAUGUCGCUCGGCGCCAUCAUCACCACCACCAAUCCCCUCAACACGCCGCAAGAAAUCGGCAAGCAGAUUGCCGAUUCCAAACCGAUCCUCGCCUUCACGACUCGGUCGCUCGUCUCGAAACUCGGCGACUCGGGCCUCCCCAUCGUGCUUCUGGAAGAAAACAUCAAGGCAGAAGAUGGCAACUCGAGCCGGAAAUCCAUAAUCGUUUCUUCCAUAGAGGAAAUGAUGCGGAAGGAGCCAAGUCGGGGCCGAGUCAGGGACCGAGUCAGGCAAGACGAUACAGCGACUCUGCUCUACUCAUCCGGCACGACCGGCAUGAGCAAGGGCGUCGUGUCGUCUCACAGAAACCUAAUCGGGACAGUGCAGACAAUUAUCGGGAGAUUUCGGUUGGAAGACGGGGAGCAGUCGUUCAUCUGCACCGUCCCCAUGUUCCACGUGUACGGCCUGGUGGCGUUCGCAACGGGCCUGCUGGCGGCCGGAUCGACGAUCGUGGUGCUCUCGAAAUUCGAGAUGGACGACAUGCUUUCGGCAAUCGACAGGUAUCACGUGACGUAUCUGCCGCUCGUGCCGCCGAUACUGGUGGCGCUGACGAACCAUGCCGAUGCGAUACGAUCCAAGUACGAUCUCCGGUCGUUGAAGACAGUGUUGUCGGGUGGGGCUCCCUUGAGUAAGGAGGUGACGGAUGGGUUCCUGACAAAGUAUCCGACGGUGAAGAUUCUUCAGGGGUAUGGGCUGACGGAGACGACGGGGAUUGGGGCGUCGACGAAUUCGGUGGACGAGAGCAAGAGGUACGGUACGGCGGGGUUGCUAACCGCUAACAUGGAGGCGAAGAUCGUCGAUCCGGAGAGCGGAGAGGUGUUGGGGGUGAAUCGGACGGGGGAGCUUUGGCUGCGGGGUCCCACCAUCAUGAAAGGUAAUGCAAAAAGGAUAACAUCACGGAUCACGGACGUGGUUUAGAAUCCCGAGGCAAAG
This is a messenger RNA of Magnolia sinica, 1419 nucleotides long. RefSeq names its product probable CoA ligase CCL5. Gene Ontology annotation, molecular function: CoA-ligase activity. Lineage: Eukaryota; Viridiplantae; Streptophyta; Magnoliopsida; Magnoliales; Magnoliaceae. The transcript has a single exon. Gene Ontology annotation, cellular component: peroxisome. The coding region runs from base 130 to 1404 and encodes 424 amino acids. The record is from RefSeq and is a predicted model, not a curated record.